ACAAGCGACACAGGCAGAGACGAGCACUGAGGCUGACAAACAGGCGGACAAUGCCGACAUCACAUCGCAACCUGUGCCCCCAAUGAUCUGGUACCUGCUCUAUCCGCUGCGAGGAACAACAGAGGCUCCCGUCCUCCCGGCAUCCCACCCGCUCCGCAGCGCCCUCACCCGCUACGGCCGCUACGCCUCCCGCCAUGCCAUCUCGACGCUCCUCGUCUCCGUCGCCAUUGCCUCUCUCCUCAUCUGCCCGCUGCCCUUCAUCUUCAGCGACCAUGGCAUCAACGGAGCCUCCAACCUCCCCAACCAUGUCUGGACCGCCGCGCAGCCGCUCCCGUACGACAGCGCCGCCAGCCCCGACAUCGUCAUGCGCUCCAUCUGGGUGCACUCGAGCUACAUGCAGGCCCUGAGCCCCGACGUCCUCCUCUCCGCCCUCGACCUGCAGGACGAGCUGCUGGGCACCACCCAGGACUUUGGCCCCAGCGCUUCCUUUGGCGAGCUGCCCCCCGCCAGCUCCGGUUCCGGCUCCGGCUCCGAUCACGACCAUUCCGACCCUGACCCUGACCCUGAUACCGACGCCGCCCUGACGCCGGCCGAGCGCGACGCCCUGCACAUCGUCAACGGCCUGACCAACCAGUCGUGGAUCUUCCAGUCGCCGCUGCUGUACUGGAACUGCUCCCGCGACCGCAUCCUCGCCGACGACGAUAUCCUGGCCACGGUCAACAACAACAAGAACCAGUCCACGCCCGCAAACAUCACCCUGCGGCACUCCAUCGUCUUCAGCGGCAAGCGCUUCGAGGACCGCCGCCUGCUGGCCGCCGACGCCCUCGUCAUCACCCUGCUGUACCGGCGCGAUUCCCCCGUCGGCCGCCGGUGGGAGGCUGUCGCGCCCUCAUUGCCCGCCAAGGUGGGCGACGAGUGGGAUAUCUAUCCCUCGACCGGAAAUGUUUCGGCCAGCAAGCUCUACGAGUUCCAGUUCCGGCCCAUGUCGGUGCAGGAUUCCGUUGUCCUCGCCCUGGCCUACACCCUAGCCCUGGUGUAUUUCCUCCAGCAGGUGUCCAAGCUCCGCGCCGUCAAGUCAAAGUUCGGCCUCAUCGUUACCGUCGUCGUCCAGAUCAUGCUGGCCAUUGCCGCCAGCUUCACCAUCUGCGCCGUCUUCAACCUCGACCUGUCUCGCAUCCCACGAGCCGCGUACCCGCUCGUGAUACUGUCCAUGAGCUUGGAACAUGUUCUCCGGCUGAUGGACGCCGUGGUCCGCACGCCCUCGGGCGAGACCCCGAGCACCAGGAUAGGCGCUGCCUUUGGGGAGACGGCGCCCACGGCCCUGGUCAGCACCGUCCAGAACGUCGUCAUUCUCCUUGGCCUGUCCUAUGCAGUUGCUCCGGGUGUGUCCGCGUUCUGCAUCUUCGCCGCCAUCGCCAUUGUGCUCGACUUCUGCUUCCUGUCCAGCUUCUUCAUCGCCGUCCUGAGCGUCGAUGUGCGGCGGAUGGAGCUUGGGGAUGCUCUCGCCAGGGAGGCACUCCGCCGCAAGCGAAAGCAACGACGUCCUCGGGAAACCCCCUCGUGGCUGCAGCGUUUACUCGAGGGCAAGAUUGCCCUAUCCACUCGAAUCGCAGGCUCGACCGUCAUGAUAGGCUUCGUCAUUAUUGCGCAGACUCACUUCUUUGGCGGCGGCGCCAUCUCUCAGAAGCUCUCUCAUCUGUACGGCGGCCAAGACCUGGCGCCCAACGCGUCGUCCCCCGAGCCAUCGCUUCUGGAGGACAUUCAUCAAGCAAGAACGCCCACGUCUUGGCUGCGGCUGCAGGACCACGAUGCCGCCCGUGAAAUCAUUCGCCUGAUCAAGCCCUCGGCCUAUAGUUACGUAGCUAGAGUCUAUGAGCCUUUGGUGUUCGUCAAGAAGGGCUCCAACCGCAUGCCGGUGAUCAAAGAGCCUGCUCUGUUGCCCGCGGCAUAUGACUUCAUGCGUCAUAAGCUCGCUACCUUCGUCGUUGUCGACCUCGUUGUGGUUGCCCUGCUUCGUCUGCUGAUGAGCGUCAUGCUAACAGAGGACGAAGCCAGGGUGGAAGAGCUGCACGACUCGAGUGACCAGUCCAGCCUGUCUGUGAAGACGCUUUCCGGAGGACACACGCUCGACAUAGCCAUGCUCGCCUACUCGCCCCGGGGUUACGCUGUGUCGGUCGGUCUCGACCGUGUGAUUCGGCUGUGGGAUCUCAACCAUAGGAAGAAGAGCACCGCGAUCCCCACCGCUGAAGGGGGUGCCACGAUCAAGUUUCCCAUCCUUGCAGUGGCCAUGGACGAGGAUUCGGACUGGCUGGCCAUCCUGUCAUCCGACAAGGUCGUCUUCUGGAACAUGGUCACCCAUCUCCAGGGCUCCGCCGUGACUGUCGAAACGCACAACCAGAAGCCGGAGGCCUUUUUUCUGGAGCCAAGCGCAACCGCGUUGUCAGACAUUCCGACGGCGGUCAUCAUAUGGAAGAAUGGAACGGCAGUAGAUGUAGAGCCAGCGUCGGGACAAGUCCGCGAGUCCAUCAUCUGUUCAGGAUUAACAUGUGCCCGCCCGCACUCGUCUGACUUGAGGGAAUGCUUUUCCCUUGCACUUUCUGCAGAUGACAAAUACCCAAGGCCGAGCGUCUCCCUUGUAGCAACAUCUCGAAACGGAGACGUGCACAUCGUGAGAAGAAAUGGGCUGCAAUGGGAAGAGCAGAAGCUUCUUGCAGGACGGCUCGCAGCUGAUGAGGUUCAUCAGGUGGUGUCACUCUCGCCUCUGCCCUAUUUCCUUGCAUCCUCCAGGGCGGAAAUUCUUCUUAUAAGCCUAGACGACGGCACCACCUCUUGGAGCUUUCCUGUAGAGGAGAUGCGGCCGCGGUCGCUCGCGUGCGCCUUCACCCGCUACAGAUCAUCCAGUGACUCGCCGAUAGGGCUGGUUUCCUUGACGUUUAGCUACCUCGCGCUAGACUCGGGUGAUUGCGUUCUGCACACGUUUACACCCCCAGAGGACGACGAUGCGAUUUGUCUACAGGGAAUCGACGAUGACAGCCUGGUCAGCGGCUGGUGCAGUUGGCAGGACGCCAGGGAAAGAAAGAAGCACAUCAGCAACCCUGGCGUUUGGAGGAUCUUGUCGGAUGGCAGCGCACUGGGUCUCCGCCGUCGACCUAGUGCCGAGCUGAGGCGCCGUCGCCGACAGGAUGCCACGUCAGGGCUUCGGAACCGCAUACCCAGCGCAGAGGCCCGAGAUUCGGGGGCUCUGCGCUGUUGGGAGCUGUGGAGGGUGGCGUCCAGCGACUGGGAGGAAACGGACGAAACCAUGCCCCUGUUCCCUGAUGGCGAAGAUGCAGGGCACCUGGUUGUCUGCGACUUGGGCCCCAGCGUGAGGGUCGGGCUGACAUCGGUUGCCUUUGCUUACGGGAACGUCAUCAAGCUCGCGACGUUGAGCGGGCACAAGCCUUUCGACGUCGGUGCCAAGGAGGUGAGUCCCGAAUCGCCAGUGAAUGUGCCAACCAGGCGUCGAAGGCUGGGGCCCACGGCCAAACCAGGAGCAUCAGGCCAGUAG
Messenger RNA from Trichoderma reesei QM6a, 3547 nucleotides. RefSeq lists its product as uncharacterized. The record is from RefSeq and is a predicted model, not a curated record. Gene Ontology annotation, molecular function: sterol binding; protein binding. Gene Ontology annotation, biological process: SREBP signaling pathway. The transcript has 3 exons. Lineage: Eukaryota; Fungi; Ascomycota; Sordariomycetes; Hypocreales; Hypocreaceae. Gene Ontology annotation, cellular component: Golgi membrane; endoplasmic reticulum membrane. The coding region runs from base 83 to 3547 and encodes 1154 amino acids.